UUCUUUAAAUGAGAGCCGGAAGGGAAAGUUUCAGACACAAAUUUAGAAGGUUGCGUUAAUGGAGGUGGUGCUGAAAGGAGGACCUUCUUCACUUAAAGAGGAGCUAGGAAUCAACACUGUGGAUCGUGAGGACGAAGGUGCGGAGAUGGGAAAGGAGGAGCAGCUGCGAUCUACAAAAGCAGAAAUGGGCCAAGUGAAACAAGAGAAUGAAAAGUUGAAGUCGAUCUUAGCGCAAAUGGUAAGCAGCUACCAAUUGCUGCAUAAGAACUACUCUAAUUACGUGGAACAAGGGAAACCUAAGCCACCUACCGUAGAAGGUAAAGUUGAAGAAGAAGAGGAACAUGAUCUAGUUUCACUGAGGCUGGGGACGAGUAGUUCCACUGCUGGGCAAAAGAAACCUGAAGAGAUCAUCAUCAACAACAACAACAACAAUAAUAACAACAGCAAAGAUCACGACGAUAGUGCUAGUGAGAAAGAAAAGGAAACAGAUCUAACUCUCGGUCUCGACUUCAAGAUCGAUGGCCUUAAUAAUCCUAGCCCCGAGAACAGCUUCGAAGAGUCGACAAAGGCACCCAAAGACAGUCCCAAGAACAGUAGCGAGGAAGACGAAUUAGCUUCUCAACAGCCUCAAGUGAAGAAAGCUCGUGUCUCAGUAAGAGCACGAUGUGACACACCUACGAUGAAUGAUGGAUGCCAAUGGAGGAAGUACGGACAAAAGAUUUCCAAAGGAAAUCCAUGUCCACGGGCAUAUUAUCGCUGCACAGUGGCACCGGCAUGCCCAGUGAGAAAGCAGGUGCAAAGAUGUGCACAGGACAAAUCGAUAUUGAUAACUACGUACGAAGGCAGUCACAAUCAUCCUCUACCGAUGGCAGCCACCGCCAUGGCCUCCACCACUGCGGCGGCGGCGAGCAUGCUCAUUGCCGGGGCUUCAACCUCCUCAGCCACCAACAACACCAGUACCGCCGGCCUCGAUUUUGGUCCUUUAAUUAGGAACGUUCACAAUUCAGCUGGUUCCUUUAGAGAAUCUUAUCUUCCCGUUCCUUCCUCCAUGUCUUCUACUCCUUCUUAUCCCACCAUCACCUUGGAUUUGACGGCGCAGCGUUCAAAUUCUACUUUCCCGCUCAACCAAUUCAACCGAUUCCCGAGGUACUCCUCUCCAAGCUUCAACUUCUCAUCCUCACAAUCUUCCACCUUGAGUUCGACUUCAUUAGCUUGGAGCAAUGGAUUCUCGGGUUAUAGGUCAUCUCAACCGCUCGUCAAGAGCCCCUUUAAUCUUGGAAGGCAACCCUCCUCCAUCCAAGACUCUUUGUAUCACCACAUCUUGCAAAAGGCCAUGAGCCUAAAUCCGAACUCGAACUCGAACUCGAACCCGAUGAAGCAGGAUAAUCUGUUAUUGACCGACACCAUAGUGAAGGCGAUCACCGUUGACCCCUCGUUCCAGUCGGCAAUUGCGGCCCUUGUAUCAUCGCACGUCGGCGGCAAUAAUGGUACUGCUGGAACCGGGAGAGAUCAAGGUGGGCUCGGAUCCAAUGAUUGUGGAUCGAGCUUGAGUUAGCAAUUGAGUCAGUAGAAUGAAAAUAUUGUCCUGAAAUUGUAUCUUAUAGACUCGAGGCUUCUCGAUCACAAUUGGAGAUAAAUUAAGAGAUUUUGUACGGAGGGAUCGGAGCUAGCUAGGAACAAUUUUAGGACAAUAUCUUCAUUAAUUAUCUGUAUUUUGUGGACAAGUUUUUGUGAGGAGUAGACCAAAUCUUCACAAAAACAGCACGAUUUAACUUUCAAAAUU
This is a messenger RNA of Zingiber officinale, 1783 nucleotides long. RefSeq names its product probable WRKY transcription factor 72. Gene Ontology annotation, molecular function: sequence-specific DNA binding; DNA-binding transcription factor activity. Lineage: Eukaryota; Viridiplantae; Streptophyta; Magnoliopsida; Zingiberales; Zingiberaceae. Bases 59 to 1555 code for a protein of 498 amino acids. Gene Ontology annotation, biological process: regulation of DNA-templated transcription. The record is from RefSeq and is a predicted model, not a curated record. The transcript has 4 exons.